Molecule: messenger RNA, 1737 nt
Organism: Paecilomyces variotii
Lineage: Eukaryota; Fungi; Ascomycota; Eurotiomycetes; Eurotiales; Thermoascaceae
Product: glycoside hydrolase superfamily
Exons: 3
Coding region: 386-1645 (419 amino acids)
Biological process (GO): glucan catabolic process
Cellular component (GO): cell surface; extracellular region
Molecular function (GO): glucan exo-1,3-beta-glucosidase activity
Source: RefSeq, a predicted model, not a curated record
CUAAUUCUGCCACAUCCAGAGUUUCCUUGCUCUAGCCCUGGUCCUUACCAUCCCAGAUCGUCCUUAUCGUCGUUCACGGUUGAAGCAAUCAUCGGAGACCGACCGGGUUCGGGCUGUGAGAUCUGCAUGACAAUUCUGCUGUUCAGUACGGCAGUACUUACAGCAACCUUAAGAGUUUCCGGUUCUUGAAGCCCUUAAUCCGGCAGAUACCUCUACUAAAGGAGCGUUUCCCCCAAUCCUCCUUAAGCCUGCAUCCGGUCGGUUACUCGCGCGGGAUCAAAAGCUGGUGUACUUAUACCUGCUGAUCUCCAAGCGUCGGCCUCUUUAAGUCUGGUCGUAUUCCGUACCCGUCAUUUCUCAGAUCUACGGGAUUAGGGCAUACAACAUGUUCGCCCGGCUCCCGCAAAAAGCGCUUUUGGGGCUGUCUAUUCUGUCCUCACUCGCCGCGGCUGCCCCAUUCGUCCAAGAACGGGAUCUCACAUUCGACUACAACAAUCAGAAGGUCCGCGGUGUGAACCUUGGUGGCUGGCUUGUGCUAGAACCGUGGAUUACACCUUCGCUCUUCGAACAGGCCGGUAGCGGCGCUAUAGAUGAAUGGACUAUAUGUUCAAUUCUCGGUAAAAGCGAGGCAUACAACAGAUUGUCGAAUCACUGGAACACCUGGAUCACCGAGAGCGACUUCCAACAGAUUGCUGCGGCGGGUCUGAAUCAUGUGAGAAUCCCAGUCGGAUACUGGGCCGUCACUCCUUUGGACGGGGAACCAUAUGUGCAAGGACAGCUCAAUCUGCUUGAUCAGGCGAUCGGUUGGGCCCGAAACAGCGGUCUCAAGGUCCUCAUUGACCUCCACGGUGCACCCGGCUCGCAGAACGGAUUCGACAACAGUGGCCGCAAAGGCGCAAUCGACUGGCAACAAGGAAAUACAGUACCUCAGACCCUGCAGGCCAUUCAGGCUUUGGCCCAGAGAUACGCUCAGUAUACCGAUGUCGUCACCGCAAUUGAGCUGAUCAAUGAGCCUUUGAUCCCUGCUGGAAUUAACCAGGAUAGCCUCAAGCAGUACUACUAUGAUGGUUGGGGCAACGUCCGCGUAUCUAACAAUGACACCACUGUUGUCCUUCACGAUGGUUUUCUGGAGGUCGACUCCUGGAAUGGUUUCAUGGGGCCGUGGUCUGGUGUGUGGCACGUAAUGAUGGACACCCAUCAUUACGAGGUCUUCGACAAUGGCCAGCUGGGCCAGAACAUUGACGGGCACGUUAAUAUGGCGUGCACUUUCGGUCAGACGCAUCUCUACCACACCGAUAAAUGGACCAUUGUCGGCGAGUGGACUGGAGGCAUCACCGACUGCGCCAAGUACCUGAACGGCCGAGGCGUAGGCGCUCGGUACGAUGGCACGUACCCGGGCAGCUCGUGGAUUGGUGACUGCUCUGGAAAGUACCAAGGCACUGUGGACGGUCUGUCAGGUGCCGACAAAUACAACAUCCGUCGCUUCAUCGAGGCGCAACUGGACGCCUUCGAGAUGAAGACUGGCUGGAUCUACUGGACCUGGAAGACGGAGAGUGCCCCUGAAUGGGACAUGCAAAAGCAGCUGGCUGGUGGUCUCUUUCCCCAGCCUCUGACGGACCGACAAUAUCCCAACCAGUGCUCCUAGAGUGCUUGUAUAACCGAGCAUGGCAUUAAUAUGCAUAUAUUAUUACUCCUCAUCUUAGUGUAGCCAUAACGUCAAUAAUAAAUACUUGUGUC